AUGCCGCACCAGUACGGCUUACCGGGCUACGGACAGGCCCCACCGAGCCCUCCCUCGCACCACGGUGGCGCCCUGCUGCCACGGCUUGGCGGUGGCGGUGGAGCCGUGAUACCGGUGGGGUCCACCAACAAUACCGGCGGCGGUGGCGGAAUGGCUCCGUCGACAGUAGCCACGGCGGGUUCUCCUAUCUUCCGCGGACAGAUCGAGGAACGCCGGCUGACACGGGAAGCGAUGGAGAAGUAUCUGCGCGAUCGCAACAACAUGGUCAUUGUCAUACUGCAUGCGAAGGUUGCACAAAAAUCGUACGGCAACGAGAAACGGUUCUUCUGUCCGCCACCCUGCAUCUAUCUGUUCGGAGAAGGCUGGCGGAUGCGCAAGGAGCAGAUGCUGCGCCGGGGCGAAAGCGAACAGUCCACCCAACUCUGUGCCUUCAUCGGGAUCGGCAGCCCGGAACAGGAGAUGCAACCGCUCGAUCUGAACAACCAGAAGCAGUACUGCGCGGCAAAGACACUGUUCAUCUCCGACUCGGACAAGCGCAAACAUUUUAUGCUCUCGGUGAAGAUGUUCUACGGCAGCGGGCACGAUAUCGGCGUGUUCCAGUCGAAGCGCAUCAAGGUGAUCUCGAAGCCCUCGAAGAAGAAGCAAUCGCUCAAGAACGCCGACCUGUGCAUUGCGAGCGGCACGAAGGUGGCACUCUUCAAUCGGUUACGAUCGCAAACCGUGUCGACGCGCUAUCUGCACGUGGAGGAUGGUCACUUUCAUGCGAGCUCCACCCAGUGGGGUGCCUUCACGAUCCACCUGCUCGACGACAACGAGAGCGAGUCGGAAGAGUUUCAGGUGCGCGAUGGGUACGUCCAUUACGGGGCGACGGUGAAGUUGGUCUGCUCGGUGACCGGGAUGGCGCUGCCGCGGCUCGUGAUACGAAAAGUGGACAAACAGAUGGCGCUACUCGAGGCGGACGAUCCCGUGUCACAGCUGCACAAGUGCGCUUUCCACAUGAAGGACACGGAGCGUAUGUAUCUCUGCCUGUCGCAGGAGAAGAUCAUUCAGUUCCAAGCGUCGCCCUGCCCGAAAGAACCGAACAAGGAGAUGAUCAACGACGGUGCCUGCUGGACGAUCAUUUCCACCGACAAGGCGGAGUACCAAUUCUACGAAGGGAUGGGCCCAGUCCGGACGCCGGUUACGCCGGUGCCAAUCGUUAACUCGCUGCACCUCAACGGUGGAGCCGAUGUGGCGAUGCUGGAGAUUACGGGUGACAACUUUACGCCCUCGCUGCAGGCCUGGUUCGGCGAUGUCGAGGCGGAAACGAUGUACCGCUGUGCGGAGUCGUUGCUGUGCGUCGUGCCAGAUAUUUCGCAGUUCCGCGGCGAAUGGUCGUGGGUUCGCCAACCAACGCAAGUGCCUAUUUCGCUGGUGCGUAAUGACGGAAUUAUCUACGCGACUGGCCUAACGUUUACCUACACGCCGGAACCGGGCCCGCGGCCGCAGUGUCCGGGUGCCGAGGAUGUGUUGCGUCGCAGCGCGAACAGCAACGCGGGCACCGUCGCCACCGGGAACAGUAACAGCAGCAGCAACAGCAACGCCAGCACCCCGACGGUGGUCAAUCAAAGUGUCCCGUCGGCUGGCGCCCUUCCGUCGAUUGCGGACGUUAGCUGGAGUUCACACGGGGCCGGGCUACCGUAA
Messenger RNA from Anopheles cruzii, 1683 nucleotides. It is a transcript of the gene Su(H), whose product is annotated as recombining binding protein suppressor of hairless. Bases 1 to 1683 code for a protein of 560 amino acids. The record is from RefSeq and is a predicted model, not a curated record. The transcript is spliced from 4 exons. Gene Ontology annotation, biological process: regulation of transcription by RNA polymerase II. Gene Ontology annotation, molecular function: DNA-binding transcription activator activity, RNA polymerase II-specific; RNA polymerase II cis-regulatory region sequence-specific DNA binding. NCBI's taxonomy places the organism in Eukaryota, Metazoa, Arthropoda, Insecta, Diptera, Culicidae. Gene Ontology annotation, cellular component: nucleus.